This is a messenger RNA of Striga hermonthica, 978 nucleotides long. The record is from the annotation of a GenBank genome assembly. Lineage: Eukaryota; Viridiplantae; Streptophyta; Magnoliopsida; Lamiales; Orobanchaceae.
AUGAACUGUUUUGGUUCUUUUGGAACCUCUAUAUGCUUUCCAGAAACAAUUAGUGAGACGGGGGCACUGAGUCAUGCAGAAAUCGACUUUGGCAUAGAUGAGCUGGAUGACAGUGGGUUUGAUGCUGACGAGGAUGAUGAUGAUGAGGAAGAGGAUGAAGAUGAAAGUGGUGAAGAUGAAGAUGACACAGACUGGGUAGCCAGCCUUGAUGAGGAUGAGGAGAGUGAUGAUUCAUUGGGAGACUGGGCUAAAUUGGAGACCAUGCGUUAUUCUCAUCCUAUGUAUUUUGCCAAAAAGUUAGCCGAGGUUGUCUCGUAUAAUCCUGUAGAUUGUAUGGAACAGCCAACUACUGGCCUUGCUGUCCAUGGCCUUCUAAGGCCCACUUUCAUUGAAGAACAUUCUGUUAUUCAAAGGCAGAUAUCUGAUCCUGAAUCUGGUGAUGUGGAUACAGAUCAAACAGUCCAUAAGACCGUACAUAUAGAUGGGCACGGACAUGGAGGAGAAUUAACAAGGGAUCACCCAACUUUGGAUGGAGACCUGGAGAAAGAUGAAACUCUGGGAAAUGGGUUUGCAUUUUACAAGCUAGAGAUGAUUAAGAUUCAUCUAAUUUCAGCUCAAGGAGAUCAGAGUUACGUUGAAAUAGAAGAUUUUGGGAGGGCUAAACCUGAUGCCAUAGCACAUUCAGCUGCCAAAAUCAUAUCCCGUCUCAAAGCUGGUGGAGAUAAGAUCACGCAAGCUCUAAAAUCUCUAUGUUGGAGAUCAAAGGGUAUUCAAGUGGAGGAGUGUGCUCUUAUAGGAGUAGACAGCCUUGGUUUCGACUUGCGAGUUUGCUCCGGAAUACAAGUUCAGACAUUACGUUUUGGCUUCAAGAAGAAGGCAUUGUCGGAAUAUAGUGCUGAGAGGCAACUAAACGACUUACUGUUUCCUCGAACACACAAGUAUCAACAAAAGAAAGAAGCGCAACAGACCGAGUCGUAG